This is a messenger RNA of Aspergillus niger, 549 nucleotides long. RefSeq lists its product as uncharacterized. The coding region runs from base 1 to 549 and encodes 182 amino acids. The record is from RefSeq and is a predicted model, not a curated record. Lineage: Eukaryota; Fungi; Ascomycota; Eurotiomycetes; Eurotiales; Aspergillaceae. The transcript is spliced from 5 exons.
AUGGGGAAGUUAGCAGCGGUCAGGGCUCCCUCUCUCUUUUAUCUACUAAGGCUAGAGGCUACAGAUAGCUUGUUUCGAACGAUGUCAUUGCUGAGAUGCGUGGCGGCGGAGAGUCGGAUGUUGGUGAGGCACGUCGGUACCAGGGGGACAGUGACCUCAGACUCCAUCGGAUGCUGUCUGGCUGAUCCCCGGUUUAUGCUGCAUUGUGGUGAGGUUGCUGCACCUCAUCUGCGGACUACAGUCGGUGGUUGUGUGACAUGCCAUAUCCGAUGGGAUGAGGUGCAUCAGUCCGAUGUACGUGCUAUUGUAGCGAUGGGAUAUUGUCAUUGUCUAGAUCUAGUAUGUUGGCGUGAUGCAGUGCGACUGCGAUUGAUAAACGAUCAAGAUAACGCUGGUGGAAUAGCACAUAUCACGGAUACUUCGGAGUUGGAUCUCGAUUGUGGCACUUUGUUUUCCACGGAUGAAUAUCCAUCCCCAAAGCCAGUGUUAAGAAAUAUGAAGGGGGGGAAAUCCCACGAGAGGAAGUAUGGGAGGCUGGACAGUGGCUAG